AAAAAAUCCUAGUGCUAGGGAGAACCGCACCGCACAGAGAGCAGAUCAUCUUUAAAUUUUAGUGGCAGCCUACAUACUAGGGGGAACAGAUAGCUAUCUAUCUAUCAAUUGACUUAUAACCAUAGAAGGGUAAGAUGGAUCAAAUACUUGCUAAGGCAAGCAAUCAAGCAGUUACAUUUGCCAUUAGAUCAGGUAUAACCAUUGCAUCAACCUACGCUAUUAAGACGGUAGGUCAAUUUCUUGAGAAGAUAUCAGAGCAUGAAAAGCAACGUAUAACCAAUACUAGGAAUAAGAUUCAAACCAAAAUCAAUAUCAUUUCAUUGUCAAUAGAUUUGAUUAAGUUGGCUACUGCUAGAGGGAAUAGUACUUUAGAAUCGACUUUGGAUUUGAUUAAUGAGUUGAAUGCCGAAUUGAACUCAUUUGACGAGCAUAUUGAUUCCAUCAACCAGAAUUUGACAGGGGGUAAUGAAAAAGAAUCAAUUAAACAGGUAGAGGACUAUAUGAAAAGUCUUUUAAAUUUGAUCAAUGAUUCAAUUCCUAUAAUAAAUCUUGCAUUGAUUACCAGUGGUAUCAAUAUUAAUGGUUUUAUAGAUGGUGCUCAAGAUAAUAUAUCACCAGGUCGAUUAUUACAAGCCUCUAAUCAUAUAAUCAAAUCAAACGAGGUUAGUAGCAAGGAAUUUCCGGCAACAGUUGGCCCUGUUUUUGAUUUAGUGACAUAUACCAUCUUUUACAAUCCGUCAAGGGCAAAAUACAUUAGUGGAACAGACCAGGAUACCAUUCCAGAAGAUGAUGAUCUUGACAUAGGCUUAUCAAGUAUAUCUUGGAAAGAAACCUUUGCCAGGAGUGAAGUAAGUAUUAGAAGGACUAAAUCAACUGAGGAAAAACAAACAUAUGAUUAUAGAUUAGAAAUUAGAGAAGAUUUUAAUGAUGGUAGAUAUCAUGAUCAUGAAGAGGAAUCACCUCAAGUGAAGGUAUAUAAUAUUAAGAUGAUUCAACGGUUAUUUUUCACGGCUUCAGGUAAAUUGUUGAAACUAGAUGAUCGUAGUUCACCUGUAUUGAUCUUGAAAUUGAUCGAUGAAGUCAAAUCCACUGAAGAAUGGGUUGCAUUUGGUGAGCUAAAUGUUGGAGAAUUUGACGAUGAUGACGACGAAGAGGAAGAUGAAGAAGUAGAUGAUGACGACGAGGAAGACGGAGAAAAUAUAAAGAAGAACAAGAAGAAGCGAGCUCCCGUUCAGCAAAAAGCGAAUUCAUUAUCAUUAUUAGAGUAUAUGUUAAGAUUAACUAAAUUGCAACAAGUUGAACAACAAUCAAUCAUGAAAGUCAAAGAUGAGAUUUUAUCAUUAUACCUUAAGGACGAAUUACAAUCAUCUUCGAAACCUUCCUCAAGAGUGAUUGAAUCGAAAACAAUUUCUAAGAAAUUGAAUUCAUCAAAGAAAUCAUCAAAUAGAGACACAUCAUUAACUCUUGAUUCGAAUAUAAACAGGUUAGAGAAUCUUAAGCUAGGCAAGAAAUAAAGAUUGUAAGACUUGUUACUAGUUUGCUCUUUGAGUUCAAUUAUACCAACAUCUGGAAGUAUAUUAAAAAAACUAUAUAAAUACCUAAAUUAAAACCAUAGAAAUAAGAAUACAAAGAGAAGAAAACCAAGAAAAGGGGAUGGAAAGGGAAGGAAAUAUAUAAUAGCGAUAUAAUGAUAACAUAAAAGGUAAAUUACAA
Scheffersomyces coipomensis is the source of this 1713-nucleotide messenger RNA. RefSeq lists its product as uncharacterized. Gene Ontology annotation, molecular function: GTPase regulator activity. The coding region runs from base 135 to 1514 and encodes 459 amino acids. NCBI's taxonomy places the organism in Eukaryota, Fungi, Ascomycota, Pichiomycetes, Serinales, Debaryomycetaceae. Gene Ontology annotation, cellular component: nucleus; cytoplasm. The record is from RefSeq and is a predicted model, not a curated record. The transcript has a single exon.